This is a messenger RNA of Laccaria bicolor S238N-H82, 1005 nucleotides long. RefSeq lists its product as uncharacterized. The transcript has 3 exons. Bases 1 to 1005 code for a protein of 334 amino acids. NCBI's taxonomy places the organism in Eukaryota, Fungi, Basidiomycota, Agaricomycetes, Agaricales, Hydnangiaceae. The record is from RefSeq and is a predicted model, not a curated record.
AUGGCGACCACCAUCGACGACACGGACAGUUCGAUUGGCUACUCUUCCGGAUGGGCUCUUCUCCAGGGUUCUACCAGACAAUGGAAUGGGACGGUUCAUUCUACGUCGACUGUCGGUGCUACGGCGACAUUUAGUUUUCGUGGAACCGGUGUUGCGGUUUAUGGAACACUUCCAGCGGGUCCCUCCACGGCAGCCACACAAUCGCAAUACGCCAUCGAUUCGGGGGUCCCAGUCAACGUCUCCAUCGCGUCACAGACAGACGCGGUCUACGCCGAUCUUUUCUUCCUCUCUCCACUGCUGACGGAUGGGCUGCAUACGCUCGUGAUUACGAAUGAAGGAACAAGCGUUGAGUAUCAGCUCGAUCGCAUUGAUUACAAUGCAUCCGUCAAUGUCCCCGUCACGGUAUCGGGUUCAAGUGGGAGUUCAAUAUCGAAAACAGUCAGUACUACAUCUUCUGUGUCCCACUCAGCCGCGGCAACCUCGCCCGCGGCGAGCUCUGCGAAGAGCGCCCCCGUAGGAACCAUCGUCGGGUCGAUAGCAGCUGGUUUGCUGGUGGUUCUCAUAGCUUUGUUGAUUUACUUCAACUGUCGGCGUCGAAAGCCCAAUGCCCCUACCACAGACUCGGAAACCACCGCCACUCCAACUUCAUGGGCACGUCUUGGACAAUCAAUCACUCCUUUCAAUUUAAAUGAUCAAACGACACAAAUUAAUGGAGCGGGACCGAUCGUUAACGCAGCGGCAUCGCAGUCUUCUCUCGCUCGACACACUGGUUUUACCAGUCCCAUUCUCGACUCAAAAUCAGCCGGUAUAUCCCCUACCUCCCCGCAGACGCAUUCUUCAUCCACGUCCCCACAUAUGAGCACGGAUCCCUCAAACACGACACACCCAAGCUCACAAGGCGAUUCCGUUGUCCAUGGACAUGCGCCAGUGGAUACAACGGCGAUGCCCCUUCCUCCGAUUCCCGUGCUGGAACCACCCCCUGCAUAUCGAGGUCAGGAGUCUUGA